This is a messenger RNA of Schistocerca cancellata (South American locust), 1782 nucleotides long. RefSeq lists its product as uncharacterized. Gene Ontology annotation, molecular function: oxidoreductase activity, acting on the CH-OH group of donors, NAD or NADP as acceptor. Bases 1 to 1095 code for a protein of 364 amino acids. Lineage: Eukaryota; Metazoa; Arthropoda; Insecta; Orthoptera; Acrididae. The transcript has 9 exons. The record is from RefSeq and is a predicted model, not a curated record.
AUGCGAAUAGGCCAAGCUGGUGACGGCGGCGGGCGGCGCGGCGUGGCGGGGAAGCAAGCAGCCGGCCGUGACCGUGGCUGGCCGCUCUGGAGUUCCAGCUGUGCGCCGCGGCGCCGCCACCGCCGGCCCAGCGCCGAGCCCUGCCUCCAGUGCCGCUGCCGCCGCGGGCCGCGCUGGAGCUGGAGAGCCGGAAUCCGCACCGCCUGGCUGCGUCACACAGCUCUGCCGACCACCAGAAUGGGCGUGAAGUCUGUGACGGUGCUGCAGCGGGCAGCGCGGGCCUUGGGGCGCAUCGUGGGCGCGACGGCUGCGCUGCUGGUGGGGGGGCGUGGCCCCGACUCCCUGCAGGGGCAAGUCGCGCUGGUGACCGGCGCAGGCAGCAGUCUGGGUAGGGAGCUGGCGGCGUGCCUGGCGCUCUGCGGCUGCCACCUCAUCUGCGUAGACGACGACAUCGACGCCGCCGCAGUCACCGCUGACGUCAUCAAUGCUAAGGUUGGUGCGGGCGCGGCGGUGGCGCUCGCGUGCGACAGCGGGGACCGGCAGCAGGUGCUGCGGCUGUCGCGGGCCGUCCUGGCGCGCCACCACGCCGUCCACGUGCUCGUGCUGGCGGCCCCACCGCGGAGCGGCGCGGACGCAUACGACCAGCUCGCCGCGCAGUUCUGGGUGGCCCUGGGUUUGGUGCCCGCCAUGGCGGCGAGAGGCGGCGGCCGCGUGCUGGCCGUCUGCAGAGAGGACUGCCCUGGGGACGCGCCGUCCGUGCACAGCGUCGCCACCAACGGUUUGGUGGAAGCGCUAUCUGAACAGCUGAAGGGCACGGGAGUGAGUUUGACCUGCGCCUAUCAGUACCACUUCUCCAACAGCAGACUGCCUCUCUCAAUUCCCGAGCUGAGUGACGAACAGGUUGCGUCAGAGAUGGUGGCAGCACUGCGCCGCCGCCAGAGCCGUGUGGUUUUCCCCGCGAGGCCUCUCUUCUGGAACAGCGUCCUGCGGUCGCUGCACCUUGUCGCCGACACGAGCCUGCACGGCGCCCUCUGCCUGGAUACGCCUGCACCUGCGACAUCUGCAGCUCCUGCUGGUAACGUGGCGAAGUCCUGACGUCGGAGGAACAGCGAACUUGCCUUCGCUGGGUGUUUACCCGACAGCCACGUUGAGCUUCUUACAGGAGUCGGACAAUCGGAAUCAGCGCCUCUCACUGCGCUGAAAAGAACCGAAGCAUGUUCACAGCUGCAGCGUUGGACGUGUUUAGUAAAUUCUACGCAUGUAAUUUAUCCGACGCAACCAAAACACAAGUGUUACAAUAUUAAAACUGCUAUCAGGGCAUUUUAAUGCUAUUGUGCACAUUUCAUGGAAGUACGUAAGCGCUAUUUGCCAGUAUGACGUCAUGCGUUGCCUCAUUACAUUUGGUUCUGUAAAACGACCUUAAGAACCAGCAUACUUAUUCCGAUGAUGUACAGCUAAGGAUGACACGGCAUCGGUCGACAGUCACGUCACGAUUUUUUUUUACGAUUGUUCUCUCGUCUUUCCAGUCUUUAAUUUUUUUCUCAGAGGCGAACGCGUACGAUAACCUUAGUGCACAUAGCCCCAUGGACUUUCACACACCCAUUAAUCCAACAUAAUAUGGAAAAACAUAUAGGAUUCCUACUUUCGUCUUUUAACUUAUUGUAUCUUUCAUCAAAUGGUCUUCCAAGUUUUCUGCAUCCACGAGUUUUAUUUUAUGCCCACCACCCUCCAAAUAUAAUUUAUGUUUCAAGGUUCGUCCGACUAAGAAAAUCCCACAAAGAA